AUCAGCUCGGCCAAUAAUACGCCAUUUUGGGGAGCUGGUGGAGCAUGUGACCCAGUAACCGGCCUUUCCGAGAUCGAACCCCCUCUUCCUAGACACGACCAUCAGAGCAUCGAUUGCUAUCCAUCAUGGGUGUUUCUGAGGGCAAAAUAAUCGCCGAGACCCUUUCCAGGGCCUGUGCUCAAGCUGAAUGUACUGGAAAUUGUGAAAUUGAGGUGAAUCUUUCAGGAAACACAGAUCUCAUGAGAUCACUACAAUCGAUUUGGUCUUGUCUUCCCAAAAGGGCCCAGAGAACGAUAACCCGGGCUCCGAAUAGACGAUAUGCUGGCAAAACUAAGACGAACAACAAAAUAAUCACAGAUUCAGAGUUGACACUUGAUCCUCAAGGGAAAAGGAUUGACACAUUAUGCCAGGAUCUUGGGAGCGAUGGUGUCAAUACGAAUGCACAUCUGGGCAAUCUAUUUCUUUUACCUGCGGAGGUUCACAAUGAAAAUAUCAGAUUACUCCCAUUAUCUGGCCCUAACCGAGAGGAAGAGCUUGAACGGUUGAGACAUCGAGGUAUAACGAACAUUAAAAAUAAGAAUCUUUGGGAUGAGUUUCCAAACAACCUCUUUAAGAUCUUGUGGAAGAAGAUAAAAGAUUCAUUAUCCCAAGAUUCAGAGAUAAUUCGAGUGCUUUCAGGUCUGUAAAUCCCUGUUUUUUCUCCCAGCCUUCUUUCGAAAGAUCAGCUGACAGAUACUAUAUAGACCGGACAUCGUAUAUCCAACCUUUUAAAGUAUCAAGGGGCUCACCACGUUCAAAUACUCAGCAAUCUACGAAUAGUUCCGCGUUAUCGACUCGUUACCUUGAGCAUAUUCAUACAUCAGAUCAUACUUCUCUGUCUAGAU
Molecule: messenger RNA, 884 nt
Organism: Aspergillus sclerotioniger CBS 115572
Lineage: Eukaryota; Fungi; Ascomycota; Eurotiomycetes; Eurotiales; Aspergillaceae
Exons: 4
Coding region: 126-686 (186 amino acids)
Source: RefSeq, a predicted model, not a curated record